AUCCAAAUCCGCUUUUGAUUGAGGAUUAAUUGAAACGCCAAAUUGGAGGAAAGCCUGAAAAACUAGAGCCUUCCCUAACUCCAUUUCCCCAUUCGUGGGGUUUCAUCCCUUCGUUCUCAAAUUAGGGUUUCUCCAAUAUCACACUCUGAACAAAAUAACUAGCCCCCAGCCCAUGAAUUAAGGAUUUUUAUUAAUCUCCCUCUCCCCUCUCUCUCUCUCUCUCUCUGCGAAAACCCUAAACCAAAACUCCCGAAACGAAGCUUCUAGAAAUUGGUAGUCAACAAUGGCGGAGCACUUGGCCUCGAUCUUCGGGACAGAGAAGGACCGCGUGAACUGCCCCUUCUACUUCAAGAUCGGGGCUUGCCGGCACGGUGACCGGUGCUCUCGGCUCCAUAAUCGGCCCACGAUCUCGCCGACGCUCCUCCUCUCCAACAUGUACCAGCGGCCGGACAUGAUUACCCCAGGAGUAGACGCGCAGGGGCAGCCAAUCGACCCGCGAAAGAUCCAAGAACAUUUCGAGGAUUUCUACGAGGAUAUCUUCGAGGAGCUGAGCAAGUUUGGGGAGAUCGAGAGCCUCAACGUUUGCGACAAUCUUGCCGACCACAUGAUUGGAAACGUCUACGUUCAGUUCAAAGAAGAAGAACAAGCCGCAGCGGCCUUGCAAGCUCUCCAGGGCAGAUUCUACUCCGGCCGUCCCAUCAUUGCCGAUUUCUCCCCCGUUACCGAUUUCCGCGAGGCCACCUGCAGGCAGUUCGAGGAGAACAACUGCAAUAGAGGUGGUUACUGUAAUUUCAUGCACGUCAAGGUCAUUGGGAGGGAGUUGAGGAGAAAGCUCUUCGGAAGGUAUCGUGGCUACCGGCCGAGUAGGAGUCGCAGCAGGAGCGCCAGCCCCAGGCAUAGGAGGGACUACGACAGGCGCGACAGGGAUUAUAGAGACCGGGACCGUGAUUAUUUCCGAGGGAACGGAAGGAGUGGGGACAGACACGAUAGGCACGACAGAGAUGGGGGACGGAAGAGACACAGCAGCCCCAAGCGAAGCAGGAGUCCUGCGAGGGAAGGUAGCGAGGAACGCCGGGCCAGGAUUGAGCAAUGGAACAGAGAAAGGGAGGAGAAGCAGUGAACGGUUGUAGAUCAGGUUUUUACAUCCAUAGCUACCAAGCAAUUGGAAGAACAGGAGGCCCCAAAUUAUCGAUGCAGGGUCUUAUUAUCAUUCAUCCAAAUGCAUCCUGGAUUCUUAAGACAUCCAGCUGAUGGGCUGACGAACUCUAAACUGCAUCAUCGUCUAUUCACAUUGGUUCAUGCAUUCUGCAUUCAGCUAUUGGACACCGUCUCCUCUUGUUAUGAUUAUCUGUCCCGAUCCUCCCUCAUUACUUCCUAGCACUUGACAAGACAAGGUGAAAAUUUUCAAUUGGUGAAGUCCUUUUGUGGACAGUGGACAAGAGGUUUGUAGUCCAUGGUGAUGGGCACUUCCCCUGCUAGGCAGGGAGGAAGGUUAAAAUAUGCUCUGUCUUUUUCUUUCCCAACUCCGAGUAUGUCAUUAGUGUUCUCAAUUGUUAUUAACUGCUACAGUUUAAAAACUACAAAUGUGAUACAGAAAUGUACUUAGGUUUUAUAACUUUGGUACAACUGCCAAGCAUGAUUGCACCAAAUUGGCAAGAGGAUAAUGAUUUAUUUGAGGGUUUUUAACUUUGGUAUAGUUGCAUUUUGGUUGAAAGAUUUUGAAGUAAGAUUUUGUAGUAAGUGAGAGGUAUAUCCUCUAAAGUAUUGUUCUAUCUUUAAAGCUUGUCAGUUGCUUUAA
This is a messenger RNA of Carica papaya (papaya), 1798 nucleotides long. Its product is annotated as splicing factor U2af small subunit A-like. The record is from RefSeq and is a predicted model, not a curated record. NCBI's taxonomy places the organism in Eukaryota, Viridiplantae, Streptophyta, Magnoliopsida, Brassicales, Caricaceae. Gene Ontology annotation, cellular component: U2AF complex. Gene Ontology annotation, biological process: mRNA splicing, via spliceosome. Gene Ontology annotation, molecular function: RNA binding; metal ion binding.